Vanessa tameamea is the source of this 5243-nucleotide messenger RNA. RefSeq names its product atypical protein kinase C (gene aPKC). Gene Ontology annotation, molecular function: protein serine/threonine kinase activity; ATP binding. Gene Ontology annotation, cellular component: cytoplasm; nucleus. The record is from RefSeq and is a predicted model, not a curated record. The transcript has 13 exons. The coding region runs from base 333 to 2414 and encodes 693 amino acids. Gene Ontology annotation, biological process: establishment or maintenance of cell polarity; protein phosphorylation. NCBI's taxonomy places the organism in Eukaryota, Metazoa, Arthropoda, Insecta, Lepidoptera, Nymphalidae.
CAGUGUCGUUGUGAAAAUCUCUGCGCGUACGCGUGUUUUUCGCGCGCCAAUGCGCCAUCUGUGCUCGAUCGCGGCGGCGACCGAGCCGUCGUCGGUGACAAUUUCGCAUUUUGUAAUGUCCGCGCCGAUGCAGUGAACGUGGAGUUCGCGAGUGCCGUAUUUAUAUGUUUCGUUGGUGAUUACGUGAAUAGUGUGGCCAGAAUGGAAGCGUUGACCUCGACAGCGAUCGUAUCGUCCGGGACGUCAACGGCUCGCAGUGCGACCGGCGAGACACAAAAUUACCUCGCGUUGAUUCAGUGCAAAGCACCAAAAGUGAAAUAAGGAAUGCAGUGAUGGAAUUUAUAACUCACCUUGGUACGUUUAAGAUAGUGAAAAUGAUCGUGCUUUCAAACAUAUUCCGCGGAAGCCAUCCGCAACAGCAAAUAUCAAAUGAAUUGACUGAAAAGAAUGUUCGAGAAAAAUCAUCGAAAUUAAUGACACAAAGUUCGUUAACUUUAAGGCAGCGAACAAAAACUCACGACAAUAUAAAAGAGACACUUGAAUAUGAAGACGAACCAAACACAGUUAUUAGUGAAAAAAGACUUUCAACCAGUGUUGAUGCCAUAGUUACGCACAAUGAUGCCAAAUGUAAAGUGAUAUGUAGUGCCAAAGGUUUAUUAGAAACAAAUUUAGAUGAUCUUUUUAAUGAUAUAAAAAUAGAUGACGACUGGAGUGUCGAACCAAAGAGUUUAGGUGCAAGCGAACCUAUUUUAAGUUUUAAUGAGCAUGAUACAAAAACUAUUAACAAUCGGGAAUCUCUCGUGUCAGAAAAUGACAGUGAUGGUGAUACAGCGACCGAUAGUGAUUGUAUGGACGAAGCCGCUCGUGAACAGAGGAAAUGCAUGGGUGCGCGCCGUUUCGGACACAUGCUGAGAAGAGUUUUAUCUCGUAACGUGUUUCCCAAUGUCCCGGCGGCGCCGGGGAUGCCCUGCGCGGGGGAGGACCGCAGCAUCUACAGGCGAGGCGCUCGUCGGUGGCGGAAACUGUACAGAGUGAAUGGUCACAUAUUUCAAGCUAAACGUUUUAAUAGACGAGCCUUCUGUGCCUUCUGCCAAGACCGCAUAUGGGGACUGGGACGGCAAGGAUUUAAGUGCAUCCAGUGUAAGCUGUUGGUGCAUAAGAAAUGCCAUAAGCUGGUCCAGAAACCUUGCUCCAAUGAGCACGUCGAUCCCAUCGAGGUCAAGGAUGACGCUAACGGAGAGAGUACGCUUGGCAGGGCUUCCUCUGUUAGGUCCCGCGCAGAUCCCGAGCCACCGUUACCGGAGACUCCGCCGGCGCCCGCCUCGGCGCCCGUUCGCAACGAGGAUCUCGAGCCGGGCUCGCAGCGCCAGUACUCGCUAGAUGACUUCGAGCUGAUUAGAGUCAUCGGUCGUGGAUCUUACGCCAAGGUGUUAAUGGUGGAAUUGAAGCGAACGAAACGCGUCUACGCCAUGAAGGUGAUCAAGAAAGCCCUGGUGACGGAUGACGAGGACAUCGACUGGGUUCAGACUGAGAAGCACGUCUUCGAAACAGCUUCCAACCACCCGUUCCUGGUGGGCUUGCAUUCGUGCUUCCAAACGCCGAGUCGUCUGUUCUUCGUCAUCGAGUUCGUGAGAGGCGGCGAUCUUAUGUUCCACAUGCAGCGCCAGCGCCGCCUGCCGGAGGAGCACGCGCGGUUCUACGCGGCGGAGAUCUCGCUGGCGCUGCACUUCCUGCACGAGCGGGGCGUCAUCUACCGCGACCUCAAGCUGGACAACGUGCUGCUCGACCACGAGGGACACAUCAAGCUCACCGACUACGGCAUGUGCAAGGAGGGCGUGCGGCCCGGCGACACGACGUCGACGUUCUGCGGCACGCCCAACUACAUCGCGCCGGAGAUCCUGCGCGGGGAGGAGUACGGCUUCUCGGUGGACUGGUGGGCGCUGGGCGUGCUCACCUACGAGAUGCUGGCGGGCCGCUCGCCCUUUGACAUCGCGCACGCAGCCGACAACCCCGACCAGAACACCGAGGACUACCUCUUCCAGGUGAUCCUAGAGAAGACCAUUCGUAUUCCCCGAUCUCUGUCGGUGAAGGCGGCGUCCGUGCUGAAGGGCUUCCUCAACAAGAACCCCGUGGAGCGACUCGGCUGCGGCGAAGCGGGCUUCCUGGAUAUCGUCAACCAUCCCUUCUUCAAGAGCAUCGAGUGGGAGAUGUUGGAGCUGAAACAGGUGGUGCCACCAUUCAAGCCGCGCCUGGAGGGAGAGCGCGACCUCGCCAACUUCCCGCCGGAGUUCACCGACGAGCCCGUGCAUCUCACGCCCGACAACGAUACCGUGAUCGCCGACAUCGACCAGUCCGAGUUCGAAGGCUUCGAGUACGUGAACCCGCUGCUCAUGUCACUGGAGGACUGCGUGUGACAACACGCCUGCCGACUGCACCCCCACCACCACCACCUGCACACACUACACGCGCAGGCCUACGGGUACGCUCCGGACUCGUCGUCGUCGGACUACGACUCGGUGUGCUCGGAGCUGCCGCGCAAGCCCACGCUGCUGCAGCACAUGUUCUGCUUACCGCUCAACUGACGCUAGACGUGCUCGCGAGCCCCGUGCCCCGUGCCCCGUGCCCCGUGCUCCGGCGCGCACGGCCUCGCCGUACGCUCGCACUCGCUGCUCAUACAUUACUGAACGGAUAUUUGUCGAGUGGACGCUCGUUCGUUUGUUGUACGUACACGUAAUACGCCACCCGGUGACUCUAUUCUACUCGAUAUCUCCCUAGUGAUUGCAGUCCUUGUGACACAUUCGGAUGUGUGUAUAUUUAUUUACUUUUAAUCUGUAAGUUAAUAUUAUUCUCAAAAAAGUAUUAUCCGUGUAAAUGAUUCGUUAGGUUCAAAUUAAUUUCGUAGAUUUGUAAUUUUUAAUUUACGUAAUUCCUGUAAAUAAUGAGAGUUAAACUACACAUAGGUAUAAUAACGAAAGCAAUCCUACAGUUCUUCCAUGGAAAUAUAGUGAAAUACGACGGAAUUGAUUCGAUUGGCUCGUAGAGUGGACGGCGGUCGGCGCUCGGAGCGGCGCGUCUCGGCGCGCUAACGACGCGCGAGCCUCGUGCAGACAAUCGGCAGGCAUUUGUCAAAAUUGUACAUACGAUACUCGACCUUAACGGGUCGUAAUAAAAACGAUAUUAGAGAUUAAAAGUUUCGCUGUUCGUAUUCGCGUUGUAUCCUUUUGUUAUUAGAUGAACGUAAUCGGUUUAAAUGCUUGUGUACAUAAAACUAUAUAAUGUACUAUACGAAAAAAUAUUGUAUAAAUAAUUUUUGAUUAUCUGUAGUGUGUAACACUUUGUUAUCGAAAUUAUUUAAUAAUUAAAACAAAUUAACGUGAUGCGAUCCUUAUCCAAAGUUUUUUAUAGAAAUUCCGAAAUAUAUUUGCGAAUAAAAGUAUUGGAUACCCGUAGAAUACAAUCCGGUCGACUCACACUUCACCUCUGUGCCAACUGUGAUCAAUAACGAAACGCAUCACGUUUCGAAACAUUUGCUAAAACUUACGUUUUAAGCAAUAAUUGUAUGUUAGUAGUUAUCUAUAUUGGAGACAGGCAACCUGCUCAACGAAAGGCACGUGAGGAAUUAAACGUAGUGAAAACCGCCCCGAAACGGAGCUAGUAGCGAACCGGUAGAACUUCCCUAGUAUAGAUUAAGCUAGUUCGUAGCUUCACUUCGAGCACGAGUCACGUGGCGUGUACAUUUGCAAAGGUCGAUGUUAAAGUUUAACCCUUCGUAUUACCGAAACUAACAGCUUCUCAAACGAUACGACACGCGCGACGGUCGUGACGCGGUCGUGUCGUUUUAAAACUUGUUACUUGAAUUGAAUGUUGCGCGUGAAUUUGUUAGCAAAAUGUAAUGCAUAUUAACGAGGUCGUACGGAACACUUAAAGAUUCCUAUAUAUAAUAUUUUUAAAAGGCACGUUUCAUUAUCAUGCUAACGUACAACGUAGAAGGUUUAGCGGCAUGAAAGUUUAAAAUUUAUAAAAAAAAAAUAUUUUUAAUAGCGACGCCGACGUCGAUGUUCCGUGUUAUCACAUCUUUAGAAAUCCUAUCGCAACGUGAGAUUAUUCUUAUUAUAUUAAUGUAAAGUAUAUUCCCUAUCGUAGACCCUAUUCUCCUCUCGAAAGCUAAAUCACUCCUCUAGGUAGCCAACGAAUUUUAUACAACGUUUACUCGAACGAUGUUAUCAUAAACUGCACUGAGAAAAAUUUAAAUCGUGUAUAUUAUUAUAAAAUCUCGGAAUUAUAAGUCGGUUAUCGAAUAUUAUAACAGAUUAUUGUUAACGUAGAUGAAAAGACUUUAUAUAUUAAAAGUAUCGUAACGGGUCGCCGUCGAAGCGUCCACGACUAUUCUAAAUAGUGCGUAGAAAUAUCUAUUAGACAUUUUGCACCUAUAUUAUAGUGAUGUUCCACACGCGCGUCGAUUCUUUCCGCUCGAUAUUAUUGUAUUGUUGAGUGUUGUGGUUAACUUCGUGCGUCGCGAUGUCGAUGUCAUCGACGCUCGGAGCCUGCGUGUAGAGUUUGUGUUAUUUUAAGUAUUUAAUUAAUAUUUUGAUACUUUUAGGUAUUAACGUUUUAGUUUUUAUAAUUGUUAAUCAUUCCACGGUCCGAAUGCGGCGUUGUAUUGGUGCAUUUUGUAUUAUUAAAGUGACAUCACAUGGCGGCGUGUUUAAGCCAAAAUAAUAUUGCAAUAUUUGCGUUUUAUUGCAUUUCUUUGAAUGUAUUAAAUACUGUGUAUUAAUUGUUUAGUUUCAAUUUCGUUUAGGAUUCACAACCAAACAUUGUUAAUCGUAUGUAGAUCACUUACUAACUGCAUGACAAAUGACAUUAACUAUUAUUGUAAUGAUAACAAAAACAUUGUAAUAGAAAUAUCCCACAAAUGUAACAUUCGCAACUUAAGUUCGUUCAGAACAAAUAUUGUAUUUUAGUUUUGUGUUAAGUUAAUUUAGUUACGUUAACUCGCAUGGAACAGUAACGUUGCAGAAGUUUAUAUAUUAUACAUUUAUACGAGCUGUAAGUGGGUUUAGGUGUCGUAUUUAAUUUCUGUUUGUGUGUGUAUUGUAUAACACCAAUAAAUAAUGUAACUUGUUACGAUUUCUCUGUGAAAUGCUUGGUGCGUGAAUGCGACGUAUUGUCAAAUUAGACUGGAGAACUUGUGGUACUGUACUAUUCUAUGCUUAACUGAAAAUAAAGAAUGAUUAAUCUGA